AUGGGUGCUAUACCGAAGAAAUGUGGUGAUCCCAAUCCUUGCUUAGUUUUUUGCACUAUAGAUGAUGUUGAAUUUGUCGAUUGUAUGUGUGAUCUUGGUGCUUGUGUAAGUAUUAUUCCUUUGUCUGUUUAUAAUGAAUUGGACCUUCCACCAUUGAAAAGAUCGGUAGCUCAUUUUAUUUUUGCCGACAUAAGCAUUAUAUCUGUGGCCGGUAUUGCUGAGGAUGUCUUAGUGAGCAUCAAGGGAUUGACCUUCCUGAUUGAUUUUUACAUUCUAGAGAUGCCUCCUAAUGACUCCGGGAAGCCGUCAUCCAUUCUAUUAGAGAGGCCUUUCUUGAAGACUUCUAGGUUUAAGCUUGAUGCAUUUUCGGGCACUUACUCUUUUCAAAUUGAUGGUAGAACCGUGAGCUUCAAUUUGGAUGAGACUAUGAAGCAUCUAUUGGUGGACCAUUCUAUCUUCCGGUGUGAUUUGAUUGAGGUCCACCAUGAGACUCCUCAUGAGAUGAGUAUGAGUAAAGGUCUAAGUAUGGGGAAGACUUGUGACUAUGAUGUGGAUUUCCCACCACCUCCACUAUUACAAGAAGACUCUAAUGAGGAGUUGAAAUAUUUCUCUCUCCUAUCGAAGUCUGCCUUCUUGGAGAAAGAUGAGGUAAUUGAGCCGGAAGAAGUGAACGCUAAUGUAGACUUCACCUAA
This is a messenger RNA of Arachis ipaensis, 693 nucleotides long. The record is from RefSeq and is a predicted model, not a curated record. NCBI's taxonomy places the organism in Eukaryota, Viridiplantae, Streptophyta, Magnoliopsida, Fabales, Fabaceae.